UUAUCCAAUGGUGUUGUGAACAUUCAAAAUAUUCAAAAUGGAACGAUGCAAUUUUACAUUGUACAAAGUAACACGGGUCUUGUUACACCGCUCGACAAAAUGAAAUUACCCAUGGACGGACAGAACGAUUCUGUCCUGAGCUGGGACUCAAAUAAAGUACAUAACUGGCUCUCUUCUCUUGGCUUUUCUGAAUAUGAAUCGCAGAUAAAAGAGCAAGGCAUAAGUGGAGAUAUAUUAGUUCAUUUGGACCAUUCAGCGCUCAAAGACCUCGGGGUUCAUUCGGUUGGUCAUCGGGUUGCCAUAAUGAAGGCCGUCUACUUUCUUAAGAUACAACACAAUGUACCGGUAGAACUGAGAGACUAUACACCACCAUCUGCAGCAUAUGAAAGCGCAAUGAAUGAUGUUAAUGGAAUUCCGGACCUUCGUAAAAUUGAAAAUGCAUUCCAAGAGAGAGGCAUGUAUUUUCAUUAUCAGGUGCAAAGGCUAUCGUCCGAGUUAACUAAACUACGCGAAGAAUUGAUACCAAUUUGGAAAAUGUUUAAGGAAAACAAGCCAUUACCCGAGCCAGAACGGAAUAUUUCCGUGAAUGGUUUUAAUGGGUCAAACCUUUCCGUGCAGGUUCCUAGCAUAAGUGUAAGACCAGCUGCAUACUCGGAAUGUUCGAGCGCACCGCCUUCUCCUCAUUCGCCACGCGAUGUUAACAGCAACAACCGUAACAACCGUUAUUAUGACCAUGAU
Molecule: messenger RNA, 738 nt
Organism: Acaulospora morrowiae
Lineage: Eukaryota; Fungi; Glomeromycota; Glomeromycetes; Diversisporales; Acaulosporaceae
Source: the annotation of a GenBank genome assembly